Molecule: messenger RNA, 2748 nt
Organism: Rana temporaria (common frog)
Lineage: Eukaryota; Metazoa; Chordata; Amphibia; Anura; Ranidae
Gene: PGRMC2
Product: progesterone receptor membrane component 2
Exons: 3
Coding region: 184-759 (191 amino acids)
Cellular component (GO): membrane; endomembrane system
Source: RefSeq, a predicted model, not a curated record
CUCGCGCAUGGAUGACGUCAUCAGAAAGCGCACCUUGUCGCCUGGCUGUAACCGUCACCGUGGCGAGUAGCGUCAGCUGUCGCUUCUGCUAGUGUGUCUGUGGGCUGAACCUUCCCGCCAGUGUGUGCCCACCUCCCGGCGGGUGUCGUCCAGUGGUGACCCGGGAGGAACGUUAGGCGGGUGAUGUCGGAGAGUUGGGAGGAGCAGCAGUCGGCCGGUGCCGCUUCGGGCCAAGAGGAAGGAGAAGGCUCCGGGUUGGGCUUUGUGUGCACGCUGCUACUGAACGCGGCUCUCCUGGCGGUGUUGGCGUUCGGGGCCUGGCGGGUGUAUUGGCGCUGGAGAGGGGCCGGGACCCGGUCACGCUCUUCCUUACCCCGCAUGAAACGGAGAGACUUCACUCUGCAGCAGCUGCGAGACUUUGAUGGAGCCACCAACCCCCGCAUACUGCUGGCUGUCAACGGCAAGGUGUUCGACGUGACGGAGGGCAGCAAGUUCUAUGGCCGUGAUGGACCAUAUGGGAUAUUCGCUGGCAGAGAUGCUUCUAGGGGACUUGCAACAUUCUGCCUCGAUAAGGAGGCCCUUAGAGAUGAAUAUGAUGAUCUGUCAGACCUCAAUGCUGUGCAAAUGGAAAGUGUUCGAGAAUGGGAGAUGCAGUUUAAAGAGAAGUAUGAUUAUGUUGGCCGAUUAUUGAAACCUGGAGAAGAGCCAUCUGAAUACACAGAUGAGGAAGAUGUUCGGGAUCAUUCAAAACAAGAUUGAACUGUCAACAACCAAAGUCAGGGGCCUUUCAGAAACUGCAGCCUGUUCCUUCCCACCAACACCCAUGGACAUCUUGGGUGGCAUGUGUUUUUAACACUAUUGCCAGAUUUUGUACAAAGAAAUAAGAAUGAUGACCUUGAGGGUCUGUGAAAGAUUUUAAUACUAGCAGUCUAAUCUAAACUGCCAGCCAUGUUUCUCCCCGACACAUUUGCUGUAUCUGUAUAAGGAAUCCUGGUCCAGGAGUAAAAUUUUGUGGGAAACUUGUGUAUAGCUAUACCUGUCUUGUAUAUGAAAACUGUCAGCAGUAGCUCCAUGAUCUCCUGAUAACCUGCACAUGUUGCCAAGCGAUUUUUCUACCAUGGUACUGGCAGGUGGUGAUUAGAGCGCUUGAGGAGAGCGUACGCAUUGUGGUAUCUUGGGUCUUUAUCACUUCUUGACUCGUCAGUCUGCACUACUUAAACCAAUGUUUUCAAGUGAAGUCCUCAAAUUUGUAUGUACAUUUUUGCAAGCAAUUCCAGGUAUUGGCACUUAGUUUUGUUGAAGGAAAAAAAAAAGAAGGUAAAUGUUCACCACCAAUCCUCAGGUAUCCCCCCAACAUGUCAUAUUCUCCACACUAGAUACCGCUGGAAUGAUUACUUACCUGAGACACUGAAUACAUAUGGGGGGUGUCAUUUCUUUUUUCACUAAUUAUAGACCUGGAACAGAUAAUGAAGGUCAGGAGUUUUGUUUUCUGGCUGCAUGCAUGUUCCAGGCUUUUGACUUGGUAACUGAGUAAUAAGGUUGAUGGCAUAGAAGUGUAAAAGCGGGCUGGCAAUGUUAACUUUCCAUUUUUUUCUAUGGCGGCAGCUUCUCUUUAAAGAGGUUAGUCCAUCCAUAUUUUGUUAUAGGAAGCAAUCUGCUGGUUUCUGUCACCUUAAUUUAUAUUCCUUGUGUACUUUAGUGGUGAAAUCUCUGUCUCUCUAAACACUGCUGUAGUGUUUUGCUUUCUCUAAUGCAUGAAGAGUGGUCCCAUAUCUGACAUUUUGUAAUGGAAAUUUAAAGAGCAACAGAGAGCAGGCCCUCCUUAAAAUGGCUGUAACGGGUGGGAGGAACUGGGAACACCCAGCUGCAAAUUUCUUGCUCCAAGAGACAGAAAACACGAGGUGGAGUGCCAACUACCCUGCACUAAAAGAUCAUUUUAGGUGGCCAGAUCUUUAAAGAAAUCUCAACCUGAUUUGUUGGAUGUAUUUAAGGAAAAGAUUUUCCCUCCACUGUCGGACUGGCUUUGUGCCAACUUUGUCUAGUGAUUUAAAGAGGUUUUUAAAAAAAAAUCCAAUUGUAUUGAAGGCAACGUUUCCAGCAAAUGGUAGGAUAGUGUUAGUCUGGACUCAUGAAAUCAAUAUGAACCACUUUGCUGCUGUUGAGGCCUUUUAACACAUUGAUAAAGCAUACCACAGUCUUCUACAGCAGCACAGUUGUUCCCUAUGUGCCUUACUUCUUGCAAAGACUUGAAUCGCUUUAAGGGAAAUCAAACCCAAUAUGUAUUAGUUCAAGGUCAGAGAUUUGAUACUGAAGUUGGUGUUCUGUGUUGACUGGAAAACCUUGAUAAUGUUCUCUGUAAAUAGAAUGGGGGGAAAAAAAAGAAUCUUCAGUAUUACUGCCAUAUAUAUGUUCAUAUACAUUAAGGUAGCAUUAUAAUGGCCAAAAGUACCCCUUGUCCAUGGCACUGCUUUAUUUUGCUCAGAAAAGUUCAGUCUUCAUGUUUAUGUGGAGUAGAGUGUAUGCCUGGGAGUGUGUAUGGAUGUGAGAAAUGUGAGAUGCGUUCAGGAAACUGUAAAUAAGGGUACCGUUUUAAUAAAGCAUGUACAUUAAACCAAAUCUAUGUCUCUUUCUAUGCGCUUUGAGGAUGGAAACUGGUAGCAGUACCCUACCUUUUUAUGUAUAUCGUGGAAUGACACUUGUGCAUAAUAUAUGGACUAUCUAGAAUUUGAAUAAACUGCUUUGAUAUGA